GAGAGAGAAUCUGUUACGGUUAUCUUUGCGCAAUCAUCCACCCAGUCACCCACACACACAAUUCAAGCGUUACAAAGAUAGAGAUGGAAGUUCAAGCUCUACUCCCCAGUUUCCGGGCCCCACUCCACCGGAAACCGGCAUUUCUCCAGCAAUUCUCUCGAUUUCAGCGGCUAACUACGACCUCGGAGCUUCAGGCGCCGCCCAAAUUCACCGGAAGCAGCUCUUCAACCUCCGUUUCAGUUCCGAGUCACAAGAUUACCGUUCAUGACCGCCAACGCGGGUUAACUCACGAGUUCUUCGUUCCCGAGGAUCAAUACAUAUUGCAUACUGCUGAAGAUCAGGAUAUUAGCCUUCCCUUCGCUUGCAGGCACGGUUGUUGUACUAGCUGUGCUGUCCGUGUCAAAUCCGGACAACUCCGCCAACCCGAGGCACUUGGAAUAUCUGCUGAGUUAAAGUCCCAGGGCUAUGCACUUCUUUGUGUGGGCUUCCCAUCAUCUGAUCUUGAAGUAGAAACACAGGACGAGGAUGAGGUAUACUGGCUUCAGUUUGGGAGAUAUUUCGCUCGAGGUCCAAUUGAAAGGGAUGAUUACGCACUGGAGUUAGCCAUGGCUGAUGAAUGAGGUCUAAGGGGUUGCGGACAUUAUCCACGAAGUUUUGUCUCGGUUUUCCCCAGGUGUGUGAUAUCUUCAGACCUACGUUUCAGUGAGCUCACUUUAAUGCCUAAAUCCUUCAUAUGAUUAGAAUUGUGUAAUGAUAUUAGGAAGUAAAGUGCCUUCAGUGCAUGAAAGAGAAUCAAUAUUUAAGGGUUCUUUUUCCACAACAGAAUAUUCUGAUGCAAUCCAAUUGUAACCUAUCAUUGCAUUUCUUGCUCUUAUUAAGGUGCUCAAUGACAAUCUUCCAAAAUUUGCAAGUAA
This is a messenger RNA of Spinacia oleracea (spinach), 914 nucleotides long. Its product is annotated as ferredoxin C 2, chloroplastic. The transcript is spliced from 6 exons. The record is from RefSeq and is a predicted model, not a curated record. Lineage: Eukaryota; Viridiplantae; Streptophyta; Magnoliopsida; Caryophyllales; Amaranthaceae. Bases 84 to 620 code for a protein of 178 amino acids. Gene Ontology annotation, cellular component: chloroplast. Gene Ontology annotation, molecular function: iron-sulfur cluster binding.